Ostertagia ostertagi is the source of this 1227-nucleotide messenger RNA. The record is from the annotation of a GenBank genome assembly. NCBI's taxonomy places the organism in Eukaryota, Metazoa, Nematoda, Chromadorea, Rhabditida, Trichostrongylidae.
AUGGCGCAGAAUAAGAUCAUCGAUGAGCAGAACAACCAGAAAGCUGUAUUGCUGGGGGAGAUACACCACCGCGUGAAAAAUAACCUGGAGAUGCUGCAAAGCAUGUUGAUCCUGCAAAUGAGGCAAUACCGCGAUGACGAGUCGGUACAGCAGGCGCUAACCGAAGCGAAUAACAGGAUACAAUCGAUUGCCCUGUUACAUAAGCAGCUUUAUAACGGCAACCUGGCCAAUACCAGUGCACCUGAAUAUUUCGGUGAGAUGUUUGCCCGUAUCAUGGAAGACAGCAAUGCAAGGAGACAGAUACCGAUAAAAUAUAACCUUGACAUUGUGCCGGUUUCUUUUACACCGGAUUACAUUCUGCCAUUGGCCUUGCUCAUCAAUGAAUGGAUCACCAACUCCAUAAAAUAUGCAUUCAGCAGAAAGCAGGAAGAUGCGCUGAUACGUUUCUCCCUGAAGAAGGAUCUGCCAUCAGGCAAGCUGGAGAUCAUCAUGGAUAACUACAAUGCAAUAAAAAUACUGAUUGUGGAAGAUGAGGCAUUGAUAGCCGAGCGCAUCUAUGCCGAUUUGCAGGACUAUGGUUACGAUGUACUGGAACCUUGUCUGUCCGCAGAAGAAGCCUUAAUGUCGCUUCAAAAAGAUAGUCCGGAUCUUGUAUUGCUGGACAUCAACCUGAAAACAAAAAUGACCGGUCUCGAUAUUGCCGGGAUCAUUAAUAACAAGUAUCAUCUGCCGUUUAUAUUCCUGACGGCCAAUACGGAUGAUGAGACCAUUACCCGCGCUGCAGAAGUGCAGCCGCAAGCCUUUUUGAGUAAGCCUAUUCAACUGAAAACACUGAUUGGCACCAUCCAGGUUGCCAUCUAUAAUUAUCAGAACAAACAAUUGCAGAAUGUGAUUGAUGCCACGGCGCAAUACCAUUUUGUAAAAAGCGGCAAUAAAUACCAGCGUAUCGAUUGGAAGGAUGUAUUGUACAUUGAAGCUGAUGGGAAAUAUUCAUUGGUACACCUGCAAAACACGCCAACCGCUUCCCCGAUCAAAGUAAGCCUGGAGCUGCUUGCCAAACAAUUGGGGGGAUUUAAUAUUGUGCGGAUUCAUAAGUCUUACCUUGUCAACCUUAAUUUUCUGACCGCUAUCAAUGGCAAUAUGGUUUAUAUCGGGAAGAACAUAGAAUUGCCUGUGGGAGAUGCCUAUCGUCAAUUGCUGCAACAGAAUCUCCGGAUGUAUAACUAA